This is a messenger RNA of Cajanus cajan (pigeon pea), 1512 nucleotides long. NCBI's taxonomy places the organism in Eukaryota, Viridiplantae, Streptophyta, Magnoliopsida, Fabales, Fabaceae. The record is from RefSeq and is a predicted model, not a curated record.
AUGAAGGAAAUUGCGCCAAGAUCCUUUUAUGAUCUGUGUCAUGAUGAGUUUUUCGUUGGUAAUCGUUGUGAUCGUGGUUACCGUCAGUUUCACAGGUUAUUUUGGACAUUCAAGCCGUGUUGUGAUGCAUUUGAUUAUUGUAAACCCCUGAUACAAGUUGAUGACACUCAUCUAUAUGGCAAGUAUCGAGGCACAUUGCUCAUUGCCACAACACAGGAUGAUAUUAUGGAUCAAAUUAUAGCUUAUAUUUACACUGGAAGGAUGUAUGAAAGUUCAGAAGGUCAUGAUGAGAACAAAUAUUCUUCAUUGGAAUUGAGUGACGAUGAUGAUGUACAAUGCAUGAUAGAAGAUUUUAUGGGUCAGAAUGUGAUGCCAAUAAUGGAAUUACAUGCUGAAAUAGGUAACUUAGAAUCUUCAACAAUUUCGUUAGAAAAUUUGUCAAUUGAACGAUCACCGGUGAUGACAAGAGACGAAGAUGAAGAUGACGAAGAUGAUGAAGACUAUCAUGUUUCAUUGUCAUAUGAAAGCAUUGAUGAAUCAAAUGAAGAUGAAAUCGAUAAUUGUGAAGCAUCUGAUAGUGACGUGGAGUCAGAUGCUAUUGUUCAAAGUCCAAUGGUUGAACCAAUUUCAAUGUAUCCAUCUACUGAAGGUGGAAGUCAAUUUUGGGGUAAUUUACCUCACUACACUAAUAUCAAUUGGAGUCAUCCAGAUGAAGAAGAAAUCCCAGGGAUGGAUGUGGCUAAUAAUUGGUCUAUUGGCGAAGAUUUAUAUGUUGGAUUGGAGUUUGAGAAUAAAGAUGCAGUAAAAAAUGCAGUAAAGCAAAAUGCAAUGAGAAUGCAUCAGAGUUUUUAUGUAGUUGAAUCGAAAACGACAAAGUGGGUUGUUAGAUGUCCAAAUGCGCAUGAUGGAUGUCCAUGGUACAUGAGAGCUAUUGAGUCAAAGAAAUCUGACAAGUGGAAAGUGACUCAAUGGGGUGGACGUCAUACAUGUUUGAACAUGUCUUUGUCACAAGAUCAUAAUAAGUUAGAUUCUGAGCUAAUUGCAUCAUUUAUACAAGGAAUGGUUAACCAAGAUCCAGCAAUCAAGAUUAGCCUUAUCCAAGAGAGAAUAACAUCUCAAACUAGGUUUAAGAUAUCUUAUAGGAAGGCUUGGAUGACUAAACAAAAAGCAAUUAUUAAAAUAUUUGGUGAUCGGGAAGAAUCUUAUGCUUUUUUACCUCGGUGGCUUAAAUACAUGAAGGAAAUUGCGCCAGGAUCCUUUUAUGAUCUGUGUCAUGAUGAGUUUUUCGUUGGUAAUCGUUGUGAUCGUGGUUACCGUCAGUUUCACAGGUUAUUUUGGACAUUCAAGCCGUGUUGUGAUGCAUUUGAUUAUUGUAAACCCCUGAUACAAGUUGAUGACACUCAUCUAUAUGGCAAGUAUCGAGGCACAUUGCUCAUUGCCACAACACAGGAUGGUAAUAACAAUGUUCUUCCUCUAGCAUUUGUUGUGGUGGAAGGAGAAACAUUAAUCUGA